Molecule: messenger RNA, 774 nt
Organism: Owenia fusiformis
Lineage: Eukaryota; Metazoa; Annelida; Polychaeta; Sabellida; Oweniidae
Source: the annotation of a GenBank genome assembly
GGAUGUACUGCUGAAAAUCGAUUAUGGACACAACCAGAGUUUUUAACACACGGUGCCCCACUUUCAAACUGGAACGUAAAAGUGUCCAGGCCAGAAAACAUGAAUGUGGUAAAGGACCCAGUUGAUGAUUCAACUAAUGUCUUAGAGGUAGUUUACAAAAAAGGUACAUAUUGUAGAUCAAAGCCUGGUGGUAUACAAUUCAAGGCUACAAAGUUUCCUCCACAGGAGUCUGCCAUGUUGUCAUACCAACUAUUCUUCAGUGAAAACUUUGACUUUGUCAAAGGAGGAAAACUACCAGGGUUCUUUGGGGGGUCGGGAAUUUGUAGUGGAGGAAGGAAGCAAAACUGUUUCUCAACAAGAUACAUGUGGAGAGAAAAUGGAAAAGGAGAACUUUAUCUUUACACUCCUUUGGAUCAGACAAAGGGAUUCUGCGAUCGUGAAAAUGUGUUUUGUAACUUUGAUUAUGGACAUUCAGUUGGAAAUGGAACAUUUGUUUUCACCACUGGAAGAUGGCACCAGAUUCAGCAGUAUAUAAAAUUAAACACUCCGGGUCAGAUGAAUGGAAUAGCUAAAAUAUGGUUUGAUGGUACCCAAGUGUACUCAAUUACUGAUCUCAAUUUUCGAUCUAAUCCUGAUGUGAAAAUCAACGCCUUAUUUUUUUCAACAUUUUUUGGAGGAGGCAGUCCAGAUUAUGCUACUCCUAAUACUGUUUGGGCAUUCUUUAAGAACUUUGAAGUCUGCAAACAUAAAUAACUUUGCUCAGCUGACUGUUCU